Momordica charantia (bitter melon) is the source of this 1260-nucleotide messenger RNA. Its product is annotated as myb-related protein 308. The record is from RefSeq and is a predicted model, not a curated record. Lineage: Eukaryota; Viridiplantae; Streptophyta; Magnoliopsida; Cucurbitales; Cucurbitaceae.
GAUUUCAUCUCCUCAUUCACUACAUAAAUUUUCUUCUCUUUACAUUUUUCGAAGUGAUUCCAAAUGAACUGAUAAACAUGGUGAGAGUUCCUUCCUGUGACAAGUUAAACCUCAAAAGGGGUCUCUGGACUGCAGAAGAAGACGCAAAAAUACUCGCAUACGUCUCGAAGCAUGGGACCAGCAACUGGACCUCUGCUCCAAAGAAAGCAGGACUAAGGAGAUGUGGGAAGAGCUGCAGACUUAGAUGGACCAAUUACCUGAGGCCUGAUCUUAAGCAUCAUAACUUCACACCCCAAGAAGAAGAGUUGAUUGUCAGGCUUCACGCUGCAAUUGGUAGCAGAUGGUCUAUAAUAGCUCAGCAACUUCCUGGAAGGACAGAUAACGAUGUGAAGAACUACUGGAACACGAAACUGCGAAAGAAGCUCUCUGAAAUGGGAAUCGAUCCGGUUACUCACAAGCCAUUCUCUCAAAUCUUAGCUGAUUAUGGGAACAUUGGUGGCCUCCCAAGAUCCACCAAGAGAAUUGGGUCUCUCAGUAGAGACUUGAAAACUGCAGCCUUUAUGAAACCAGAACAACAUCCAAAUUCAGCACAGCAGCUCUUCAAAGGCAUCAACGCCGCUUUUUCGCCACCGGCAAUGCUUUUGCCCGAAACCGAGCCUGUCCUUGACAAGUUCAUGAAUGGCAAUGUCCACCAGUUAAAUAACAACCAUUCUUUGGAUCUUCUUGCUCAGCUGCAAGCAAUGCAGCUGGUGACAGAAGCCUCACAUUGCACUUACAAUGAACCAAUUCAACCCCAUUUCUAUGCUCAAGGUUCUUUGCCACCAUCUUCAUCAUCUUCUUCUACUAGUUCUAGAACAUCUUCCUCGGCCUUCAGUUGGCAGGAUUUUCUUCUCGAAGACGCAUUUUUAACUUCCGAGCCUCGAGAACUCGAAAACAUAGUUGAGUUUCCACUCAAUCAAAACGGUUACCAAACAGAAAAUGAGAUACCAAAGGGAGAGGUGAACAGAGAGGUUUCUGCAUACCAAUACAACAGACUCGAAGCAAUGGAUUGUUUGGCUGAAAAUAUUGAGAUUGAAGCUCCAUCUUCUGGUGAAAGCACAUUCAUAGAAACUUUGUUACAUCAAGAUGACAAGAUCUUCUUUGACUUCCUCAAUCUUUUGGAGGAACCACUUUACUAGUAAUUGUCAAUUUUUCUUUUCUUUUUUUUUUCUUUUUCCUUCCUGUGAUGAUGUUGGUAAUAAUCAGUGAUUCAAAAAUGGA